CAGGUGUACUCGGAAUCGUUUCAAUGACGGACGAAUACGCAGCAGCGUUCACCUCUGUUUCAGUACUCGGGGCGCGUUCACUGGAAGUGGUUAUGCACAUGCGAUAAAGAAAAGAUUCGCAUUUUGGUGACAUCAGAGCACGAUAGAACGUAUCGAGUAUCGAGCGAGAAAAAUUAUACGGGUGGAUCUUUAAUCGGUAAAUCUUCUAGUGAAUUCGACGAUUUUCUGACAGCUCGUUUUCAGAAGAAUCGAAAACACCGCGAAAACACCGAAAAACUAGGAAGACUCCUCGUGGGUUUACAAGUGAAAAUCUGGACCCUGGGGUGUCAUAUAGUUAUGAGAAGCAAGAAGACGGAGCGUGCAUGCUGAGGCGACCGACGUUUAGUGACUUUUCCAAGAUCGACCGGAAAGUCCUUAUGGUAGGUGAGGGGCGUGAACGAUCUUUCCCGAGCGAGAUCCAGAGGCUGAAGGGCUGGCCCCGUCGUUGGAUCCACUCGGCCAGUACCUACAUUUAGAAUAACAACGAUGACCGAUCGUAACGAGAACCUGCUAUUAAAGCCAACAAAUCAACUCAACGUGCAACAGGUACCCCACAGAUCUGCCUGCAAUUGGAACAACAAUAACGAUAUUCGCAACAACGGCUCGACGAACUUGAUCAAAAGAGACGGACUAACCACAAGAGAUCCAAAUUAUUAUCCACGAUCGAACAACUAUCAGAGAGAUCAAACAAAUUCGAAUUAUCGUCUGCCGAGAAAGGCGCCCAUCGUUGGCUGGCAAAAUGGCAGUCCAACGAUAUUUCCAAGCACACCGUGCGGCACGCCAGAUCCAGAAACGCACAAUACGAUCGAUUUGUCUCGUUCCCAAAGCGUCGCCUCGUCUACGAAAUAUUCAGAGAUCGAUCCAGAUUCUGGGAACACCGAAGACCUCAGUAGUUUGGCGGACGAAAGACUUCUUCAGUCUACACCAGCUCAUACCAUCGAUCGAAGCGUGGAAUCGUUGUCACCCGAUAAGGACACUUUCUUAACGACAUCUCCGGAAAUUGGCAAAAGCAAGGAUCUAAGUUUGACCGACGAUAUAGAAGACAAGAUCGAUCUACUGAGUCCUGGAACAGACUGCACGGAGGACAGAGCACCACCUACUCUUGUUGACAAUAGUUUCCUGGCCUCGCCGAACCUUACGACAGUACCUACCCCUGUCAAUAAAAUCGAGUUAAUAAUAACAAGCCCGUUACCCAACGAGUUGCGCCCAUUCCAAGACAACGGGAGAUCCAACAAUCGCAGAUAUUCGGAGACAAGGCCAAUAAUCACCCCUAAUCCUGGCUACAGAGACGACACAAGGGAUUCUAUCGAUUCCGAUAGCACUUUAGAAGACGAAUUAGCCAACAAGGGAGAAAGGAAACCUAAAGUGCCAGAUGGUGGAUGGGGUUGGGUAGUCGUAUUGGCUUCUUUGGUCAUCUCCAUGAUAGCCGAUGGAGUGUCCUUCAGUUUCGGCCUUUUGUACAUCGAAUUCCUUAAAGAAUUCGGUGCGUCUAAAUCGAAAACAGCCUGGAUAGGUUCUCUUUUUAUGGCUGUACCACUUUUGUCCGGUCCUAUAAUGUCGGCCUUAGUAGAUCGUUACGGAUGUAGGAGCAUGACCAUCGUAGGUGGCCUGAUCUCAGGAAUAGGCUUCGUGUUGAGCUCUUUUAGCAAUUCCAUCGAGGUAAUGUAUUUGACUUUUGGAGUCAUCGCUGGUCUAGGUUUGGGUUUGUGUUACGUCACUGCGGUCGUGAGCAUCGCGUAUUGGUUCGAUAAGAAGCGAACCCUAGCUGUAGGAUUGGGUGCCUGUGGCACAGGGAUCGGUACCUUUUUGUACGCACCCAUGACCACGUAUUUCAUCGAGGAAUAUGGCUGGAGAGGCACUUGCUUGCUGCUGGCAGGCACCUUCUUCAACAUGAUCGUUUGUGGUACGGUAAUGCGCGACCCUGAAUGGUGGAUCUUGGAACAGGAAAAGCAGAACGGUGCAACCCCGAAAAAGUCGACGACCAAGUCCGAAUACGAUAGAUCCAGUGUCAGCCCUGCAGACGAGUUUCCUGGGAUCGAGGAAUUGAGAAGGAUGCUGAAGAGCGGACAUACGCCGGAGUAUUUGUUACAGCUUCUCAGUGCCACCACGGAGGGUUCACAGACGGCGAACGGGGAUAUUAGAUUUAGAAGCGUGGUUAAUCUACCUACAUUCGUCAAGCACAAUGAAAAGGUGCCCGUGGAAGUAUUAGAAUCGCUUUCCAGUAACCCGAGACUGUAUAAGGUCAUUUUGGAGAACUAUCCCAACCUUCUAUCAUGUAGAAGUUAUUCGGAUAAAAUGCUACAAGAUUCCACUGGAGAAGUCGGCAAUAAGAGUGUCGUCACAAUGUCUAUGAGGAUCAAACAAGCACCUGACGAAUCAAAACAUGACAAUUCGCAUACAACGAAUAAUGUUCACUCGGGAUCUGCAUGCAACACCAUAAAGAAUCACAUAACGAAAAAAAUAUCUAAAAAAGAAUCAGAAGAAGCUAAUCCUCUCUUGAUCAAAGAACUUGAGUAUACAAUGAGCGAAGGACGAAAAUCAAAAUCGAUUUCUAAACAACGCAUAGCGGAUCUUAGUUGUGGAGUCGUCAGAACGGAUUCUCUCCCGUGGUUAAGAAGACAAUUUAAUACCAAUACUCACCAUUUUAAAGAUAUUAGAGUUCACAGGAACUCGGUCAUGUAUCGUGGUGCUGCUCUUAAUUUGCACAAAUACAGAUUAAGGGCCAGUAGUUGUCCUGAUAUUUAUAGGAAUAGUAUGACUACAUUAGCCAAAGAAAACGAAGAGAAAUGGUACAGCGAAUUAGUAGACUUAUUGAAAGGUAUGAUGGACUUUUCAAUGUUCCUGGAACUGCACUUUUUAUUCCUCUCACUGUCAACGAUCUUGUUGUUCACUUGGUUUAUUGUGCCUUACUUUUAUCUUGCCGAGCAUCUUACCAGAAACAGUUACAUCGAGUCUGAUGCUGCGAAUCUCCUUAGCAUUAUCGGCAUUACUAAUACGAUUGGAAUGAUUGGUCUUGGAUGGGCAGGAGAUCAACCUUGGAUGAAUGUUAGUAAAACCUACACUUGGUGUCUGGUUGCUUGCGGCGUGGCAACGAUUUUAAUGUCAACGUUAACUCCUUAUUAUAAUCUGCUGAUGGUCACCUCGGCAGCGUUCGGUCUCUUUUUUGCGAGUAGCUUUAGCUUUACUCCUGUUAUAUUGGUAGAGUUGAUACCUCUAGAGAGAUUCACCACUGCCUACGGCCUUAGUUUACUUUGUCAAGGUAUAGGAAAUCUUCUUGGUCCACCACUGGCUGGUUGGAUAUUUGACGUAACGGAUUCGUGGGACUUGUCUUUUUGUUUGGCUGGUGGAUGGAUUGUUAUUUCUGGGUUUCUGGUAGGCCUUAUUCCGUAUACGAAAAAUCGGAAGAUUUGGGGCAAAGGACCCAUCGAAAUGGAGCGUGAGAGAGAUAGUAUAGCUUGAAUUUAUUAUUAAUCGACUCAACUCUUACUUUCAACAAAGACAAGCGAUGGAAUUGUUGAUUGAUAAUUUACUGUUAUUUUAAUCGUCGAGAAAAGAAAAAUAUUAAUUGUUGCAUUAAUUUUUCUUUAAUCUAUAAUGAUUUUAUCAUCAAAUUUCUUUUUAUCAAAUGGAUGUACUUUAUAUACAGUGAUAAUAAUAAUACUUAUUGAUCCGUAAUAUUUAUAAAAUAAACCGUAAAAUGUAUAUAUGUUAAUAACUUGAAGUUAUUUAAAUUGCAGUGAAAUAUAGUUAAUUGUAUUUGAAAUUCACUGAAGAAAUCAUAAUAUGUGAAGAAUUAGCAAAGAUACAAAGAAACAAUGAAUGUAUCAUAAAAUUUUUUUAUCAUGCGGCAAACAUAAUUCACUAUUUAAUUAUUUGGUGGAUUUAUUAGAGUUUGAUUUAUUCGAUUGAAAAACAAAUGCAUCCUUAUCUUUCAAAUUGCAAUUUAUCCUUCGGUUAAUAUGUGCGAUGCAUGUCGCUUGCGUAAAUGUAGAUAUCCAUAAGUGAUGUAAACGAAUAUCGAUAUGCAAUUGGUAUAUAUUAUUCGCUGUUGUUCCAACAGUACAAAGCUAUAAAAUACAUAUUAUUUGUUUUUCUUUAAAAAAAUUAAUUCGCCAAUAAUUUUACUAAAGACAAAAUUCUUUCUUAAAAACAAAUAAAACGAUAAAAAAAGGAUGUUUCCAAAAAAGGUGCUCGUAAUUAAAAGAAACUUGCUUUGAUAAAUAUUUACAAAAUUUCUAUGUACGUGUAUUACUAGAAAAACAUGUACUAACAUACAAAUAUAUACUAUUUGGUAAUUCAAUUUGAAUAUUUCUGGACAAGGAAGUGGCAAACUUAACUGAAUUUAUACACUUAUAAAGGUGUUAACGACAAAAAAAUCUUGCGUGUCCGAAGGAACAAAAACGUGAGGUCUUUCGUAGGUAAUUUUAUGACGCCUGCUUCCGGACACAAGAGGCUAUUUUUUAGUAGAGACUUUAGCAUUUAGAACGAUUUCUUUCAACAAUUCUAACAAUCUUCUCUAUUUUCCAUGCCUAUCGUGUUAUCAAUGGCCAUGCGUGUCAUAAAUCAGGUUACCUCCGAGGGGUCAUUAGAACGUUAGCGACAUAUGAUGGUCUGAUCGAUUGCCUGGAAGAUCACCUGGAGUAUCGUUCGUGGCCUAAUCAUCUCGAGGUCUCGCGUUCGUCUAGAAAGCGUUCACCCUCUUCCCUUCGAGGACAUGGUUCGAGCGCAUGAUAGGGUAUAACGGUAUGAAUGAUAUCUAAAGAACAUGCUGAUUGGAUUUUCUUUAAAUUUGCUGCGAAUACCAUCAGAUUGAUACACUUCUAAACUUCUGCCUUAUAACGUCAAAUAUAGAUAACAAAUUGAGAAAUCAAGUCUGCCAUGCUAAUUAAAACGAUGCACAAUAAUUUUUCGCAUCGUUGUAACGAAACGUCCCAACUGUGAUCGCAACCGCUGUCAGGUAAAAGUUAGAAAAAUUGUGAAAUUAGCAAAUGUAUUCUCUAGUUAAUAAGUAUUCGGCAUUUAACUAUAUUAACGAAGAUUUUUGAAGCGCAAUGUUACCAUAUUAUACACCGUAAUGACAUAUUUCAAUUAAAAAAUAAAAAAAAAAUAAAUCCAAAAAAACUUAUUCGAUUUUUAGAAAUGUCUGUAUAGCUUUUAGAAAUAUUUAAUCAAUCGAUAUCAUGGUAGAGACGUAAGGAUACGUAACUAUAAUGACUGCAAUUUUACAUAAAUCUGCUGUUUCAAUAUGUACAUACUUAUAUUUUUGCUUAAAUAGGCACCCUGUUAUUAGAAGUUUAACAGAAAUAUCACCAAUUGUUUCCAUUACAUUAUAACGAAUGUUAUUAAAAAGUCUCGUUCUUAAAAAAGAUUGUGCUUAUAAAUAAUUAUGUCACACGCGUAGAGCGUAUAAAAAUGGAUACAGUUCUUUCUCUACAAUUUCUUAAUGAUGUGUUAACUUCAUUUUCGGAUUUCUAUGUCAUUUAUUCUGUGUCUCUUGAGAAAAAGAAAUUUGAAAAGAAGAAUACGCUUUAAGUAUAUCGUCCUUACAAAAUAAAUUGUCAAAGCUUUCCCUCGGAUUGAACUGAGAGUCGUAAAGUGUUAGUUUCUGCUUCUGUUCUCUAGCGUUCAUUGGGACGCUAGUAGCGCCUUGUUUCGUGUACACAAAGGUACAAGAUAACAUCAAAUAUUUAUAUUCUAAAGAUAUAAGUCAAUUGGUUGUCCAUAUUAUCCCGCUAUCGCGUUUUAUGCUCAAUAAUCAAUGAGAGUUUUGAUACUGUUUGCAACAAUGUUAUAUUUAAUACUACAUAGCGUAACAGUGUCAAGUGUGAUAAUAAAUGUAAACUUUAUCAGGAGUUUCUUGAAAGUAGAUUUGAAAUUACGUAAAAUUAUACAUUAUCUUAUACAAUAAAUUAUACAUACAUCUUUUCGAAGUGGACACGGAGUUUAACAAAGUUUUCAGUUCCCACUAUUGUUCAUUUGUUGUAGCGCGCGUUUGGAUCAAGCAAGGAUAGAGGUCGAAAUACAGUUCAUUGUCUUAUUGUCCUCAUAGAAACGGGUCUUCCUUCGAUUAUACGCGUCCAGUUAGGUUGAAUUUCGCGCGGUUGGGUAUCCUCCUCUCGAGUUACACACAUACAACUUGUAGCACGGAGUAACGAUGAAAGCAACGUCUUAAAUUUUCUACCAACCCCACAAAGUGAUACUGUGUUAUUGUUAGAAAAUACCACCUCUACCUCUAAUUCAUUAACUAAUCGUGAAACAUUUUUCAUCACAAAGACAACCAAUAGCAUCUCUUUUAAGACAUCCACGAAGGGCUAAUAUGAUUUUAAAAAAACAGAAUGGUUUUGACCGCAACAGUGAGAAAUGUAACCUUUUAAAAUUAUUACAUUUAGCAUCGAUUAAUUUCACUUUAUACAACUUUUUUAUAUUCUAUAUUAUAUAGUUUAUAACGAUAGAAUGUUAUUGUUAUUAAAUUAUUUUACUUUUAUUAGUGAUAGUACUUGUAAUUUGUUAAUUAGCGAUUCAGUAAUAGUAGUAAAAAGUGACGAUGAUAGUUGGUGUUAUCAUGAUUACCAUUGUUUGCACUGAAACCUAUAGAUAGAAGCGCAAGUUAUAUGGAGAAAAUGGGACAACGUCCAUUGGAUAUGAAAAAGACAGGGAAUAAAGAAUAUUAGUAAGUAACUAUAAUAAUAUUACAUCAUUCUAUAAUGCUAUAUCAUAACAUAAGAAAGAGUUAUUCAAUUUUAAUUUUUAACUACGAAUUACGUGCCACUUUAAUGUUGUAUACAAUGUGUUACGUUUUUUAUAAGGUAUACAUAUGUACAUAUACAAUGUAUAACGUAUCAUCGCUAAUAUUGACAAUGAGCUACUAUAGUAUGCGCCCUGUUGCAUACAUAUGACUUACAAUUUGACUCAUGCAGAAGCUUUAAUAAUUUAUUUUCGAAAACUAAUAGAAUUAUGGUUCGUCAUUUAUGGUUAUAUCGUUAUAUCAAUUAUGGUUAUAUCGUGAGUUUGUCAAAAAAUGGCACAAUUAGAAGAAGUAAAUUUUUCGAAACACAUUGGUGUGAAAUAGAAAUUUUUAAACAGGAAAUAAUUAAUAGUCUAACUAGCGAUGGAAAAAUUUAUUUCCUUUUAAAAUUUAGAUAAUAAUUUUUUAGCUUUGAUAUAUAUUAUUUUUUAACCAAAUAUUGCUUAGUUAUGUUGCUUACUAUUAAUUGGGGUAAUCUAAGUGUAGUGUUAAACAGUUUUGAAAUUAUGACACUCUUCUCGUUAAAUAACAUAAUUUCGUUAAGUAAAAUGAUAAGGCUCCCUUUUAUAAUUAAUUUUCAUCAAAAUUGACAACUUUUUAAAUACUCGAUUAAUUUUAGAUACUAGUCAAAGAUGGCAAUCAAAUUGUCAAAUUAACUUCCCUAACGUUGAAUUGUUUAUACAAAGUCAAGCUAAAACGGAAGUUGUGAUUCGUGGAAAGAAAUGUUUUGUCAAAAAAACGAAAUAUUUUCUGUCGACCGUAACAUUUGUAACGUAUAAUACUUAAAAACUAUUAACCAUUGUAACAAGUAAUAAGAAGAAGAUUUAAUUUCUUAAUCUUUAUAAUGCGCUAUGCAUUGCCGCAAAAUAUAAAUUGCUGAAAGUGUAUGUAUAAAUUAGAUACGAAUGUGUAUAUUUGUAUAAAUAUAUAUACUUACAAUAUGUUGAAAGAAA
Molecule: messenger RNA, 7737 nt
Organism: Bombus terrestris (buff-tailed bumblebee)
Lineage: Eukaryota; Metazoa; Arthropoda; Insecta; Hymenoptera; Apidae
Exons: 8
Coding region: 526-3498 (990 amino acids)
Biological process (GO): monocarboxylic acid transport; transmembrane transport
Molecular function (GO): monocarboxylic acid transmembrane transporter activity
Source: RefSeq, a predicted model, not a curated record